This is a messenger RNA of Mollisia scopiformis, 303 nucleotides long. RefSeq names its product ubiquinol-cytochrome c reductase complex ubiquinone-binding protein. The transcript has 4 exons. Lineage: Eukaryota; Fungi; Ascomycota; Leotiomycetes; Helotiales; Mollisiaceae. The coding region runs from base 1 to 303 and encodes 100 amino acids. The record is from RefSeq and is a predicted model, not a curated record. Gene Ontology annotation, biological process: mitochondrial electron transport, ubiquinol to cytochrome c.
AUGGAUUACAGCCCCAAUCCAAAUAGACCUCGUGGAAUUGAUCUCUUGGGGACAUCCAAGCUCUCAGAGCUUCCCAAGCAGAAGAACAUCAUCACCUAUGAGCUUUGUGCAAAUCAACAGCGACCUUUAGCGGGAGCACUUCGAAACGCCUUCUUCAAUACCGCUCGGCGGACUUGGGCGCAAGUAUUUUAUGUUGGGCCACCGCUUGUAGCUGCGUACUUGAUUAUGGAUUGGGCAGAGAAGCGGAACCAUUAUCUGAAUUCGAAGGAGGGAAGGCUAGCGAUUCGGGGAGCUAAUUCUUAG